AUGGACUUCAAUCUUCAUUGUCCCUGUUUUCAUAAAGGGAGCCUAGUAACUGUGCCCGGGGUCCCCUGGUUCAAAGAUCCUGCUUUACGUUCUCAAGAGACCAGCCUCCAGUCUUCUAAUGGGAGGGAAGCAGAAUCCAACGAUGUGACACGGGGAGAGAGCGCCGGCGGUCUACCUACUUCUCUGGCGCGUUUCACCGAGCGAUCAGAGAGCCGACACUCCCGGAGCUCGGGAUGCAAAGGCGCCCGACGACCGUCCGAUUCCGCCCGCCGGCGCCGGGGCCCCGGCGACCCUCCCCGCUCGGAGACCGCCGGUGCCCGGCUCGCGGGACCCAGGCCGGAGCCGCUCGGCUCUCCCCGCCCGCACCGUCCCCUCACGCCGCCUCCUGACCGGCCGGCCGGAGCCCCAGCGGCCGCGGCCCGCGGGACUGAACCGACGCCUCACGCCUCACGGAGCCGCCCACAGCCCCUGAGGGGCUACGGCAGCGAGCCCGAGACGCCUCACGCGGGGCCGCAGGAAGCCCCCGGGCCCCUCGGAAGCCGUCCCCUAUCUGGCGGCCCGAACCGCCACCGCCGCCGCCGCACUUACCAGGGACGGGAAAGUGGCCGGGAGCACCUAACCUCCCUCACUCUCUUCAGGGAGCGAACUUCCACACUCGAACUCGAAGGGACCGCCUCGCCGCACCCGCCAGUGCGUCCCGCUACGGCGCAUGCGCACGCAGACCCCGCCCCCACACGGGCGCGCGAGCCGGCGCGCGGGGCACGCUGGGAGCGGGAGUUUUCCCGCCGCUGCCGGCGGGGACGCGGCGGCGGCGGCGGUGGCGUCCGCUCUCCGACGCGGGGGACGCUGACGUGCCGCCACCUGUCGCUGCCUCAGUCCCGACUGCGUCCACUCAGGACCCUUCCCCGUCCCAGCCACUCCAUUCCAGCAGUUGCACGGGCCAGAAAACGCGGGGUCAGCUCUGAUUGUUCUCUUUUUCACACACCCCGCAGUCAAUCCAGCGACCCCGCUUGUUCGACUGGCAAAUAUGUACAGAAUCCAACCACUUCUCACGCUAACACCAGACCCGCCGGAGCCCCACCACCGUCUUUGCCCGGAUUAUUGAAAGAGUCGGCCAAAGGGCCUCUCGUUCCCACGCCCGCCCGCCACCUUUCCGCUACUUAUCGACGCAGUGGCCAGCUGGACCCCAUUGAAAGGGAGAGAGAAAGCAGUGUGAGGACAGAAGCAGUGAGAGAUUUGAAGACACUAAGCUGCUGGCUGGGAAGAUGCAGGAAAGGGCCACAAGACAAGAAAUGUUUAUUUCAUUCUUCUUUCAGAAGAGAUAGUGACUGUUCCCUGUUGUAUGCCCAGAACCUAAUAAUACAAUGUCUGGCACAUAUUAGGUGCUUAAUAAAUACUUGUUGAAUAAAAUCCAUUUGUGAUGGUUACUUUUAUGUGUGAACUUGUUUGAGCCAAGAGGCCCAGAUAUGUGGCCAGAUAUUACUCUGGAUUUUCUGUGUGCUGUGGGAUGAGAUUAACACUGAAAUCAGUGGACUCUGAGUCAAGCAGGUUGCCCUCCACAAUGUGUCGAACGACUGAAGAGAACAAAAGACUGACGUCCCCAGUGUGAGGGAAUUCUGCCAGCAGACAGCCUUCCACUUCGAACUGCAACAUAGGUCUUUCCUAGGAUUCCAGCGUGACAGCCUUCAGACUUGAACUGCAGAUUGUGGACUUGCCAGCCUUCAUAAUCAGGCGUGAGCCAGUCCUUAAAUCUCUCUGUAUACACACAACCUAAUGGCUGUUUCUCUGGAGGACCCUGA
Messenger RNA from Aethalodelphis obliquidens (Pacific white-sided dolphin), 1799 nucleotides. RefSeq names its product serine/arginine repetitive matrix protein 1-like. NCBI's taxonomy places the organism in Eukaryota, Metazoa, Chordata, Mammalia, Artiodactyla, Delphinidae. The record is from RefSeq and is a predicted model, not a curated record. Bases 1 to 1404 code for a protein of 467 amino acids. The transcript is spliced from 4 exons.